AUGGGUCAUCGUCGGUUCUUGGAUAGAGAUCAUAGGUAUAGACAUAAUAAAAGGAACUUUUAUAGAAAGUUGGAGUUGAGAGAGGCAUCGAAACAAUUGUCUGGAAAUGAAGUGUUAGCUCAAGUGAGCAAAAUUAACAUAAUAUUUGGAAAGAAGUCUGAUACCAAAGUUGGAAAGAAGAGAAAUCGAGACGAGAAUAAGGAAAAGGGAAAGGCAUCUUGUUGGAAGAAGAGAAGUAUCUUCUUCGAUUUGCCAUACUGGGCAGGUAAUAUGUUGCGUCACAGCCUUGAUGUGAUGCACAUCGAGAAGAAUGUAUGCGACAAUGUGCUUAGGACGUUGUUGAACAUCGACGGGAAGACAAAGGACAACGUGAAGUCUCGUCUGGACCUCCAAGAAAUGAAGAUAAGACGAACACUUCACCCAAAGCAGAGGCCAUCAGGCAAAAUAUAUUUGCUCCCUGCGUGCUUCACAAUGGCGAAUAAGGAGAAGGAUGAUUUCUGCAGAGUCAUAAAGAACAUGAAGGUACCAGAUGGCUAUGCGAGUAAGAUCUCACGAUGUACCAAUCUCAAAAUGAAGAAGAUUUUAGGACUCAAGAGCCACGACACUCAUAUUUUGAUGCAACAAAUACUUCCGAUAGCUGUACGAAGGACAUUACCUCCAAACGUGAGCUCAAUCCCAAUUGAAUUCAGCGGAUUCUUUAGAGAUUUGUGUUCCAAGGUUGGCCGGAUGCAGGAUUUCAAGUUUCUUGAAUCUCAAAUUGCUUUAACACUUUGUCAUUUAGAGAGGAUCUUUCCACCGUCAUUCUUUGAUAUCAUGGUGCAUUUGCCUAUAUAUUUAGCCAGCGAUGCAAUGUUAGCCAGACCAGUACAGUACCGCUGGAUGUACCCCAUCGAAAGUGAACGCAAGAAAGUGAUUAAGAAGGAGAUGCCCCGAAGAGCACCAAGGCUUCUAGAAUGCAUCCACAAUGAAAAGUUUCCAGAUUGGCUUGGGAAGUAUGUGGACCAUGUUGGGAAUGAUCAAGUUCUGAAAGAAGUUAGAAGCCUGGCUCGGGGCCCUAACACUGUCGCAAGAAGAUUUAAAGGAUACAUUAUUAAUGGUUUCAGGUUUCGUACAAAAGACCGUGAGAGGGACUUGAAAACACAGAAUAAUGGAGUUGUAGUGACGACAAAGACAUCAAGCUUUGCAAGUACAAGUGAUAGAAACCCUGUUAUAGGGGAUGUGGAUUACUAUGGUGUUUUAACAGACAUUAUUGAGUCGGAUUAUUGUGGGUCCAAGAAAGUUGUAUUAUUUAAGUGUGAUUGGGUGGAUGUAAGAACUCAGGGCAGGGGAAUCAAGAAGGAUGAAUUUGGGCUCACGCUUGUGAAUUUCAAACAAUUAUGGCAUACUGGUUGGAACUUGUAUAAUGAACCAUAUGUCUUAGCAACCCAAGUACAACAGGCAUUCUAUGUCCCCGAUCCCAUAGACCGUGAUUGGCAUGUUGUUAUCAGGUCAAAACCGAGGGACUUGUUCGAAAUGGGCAUAAAUGAUUCGUUGGUUGAUAAUGAUAUAUACCUUUAG
Messenger RNA from Magnolia sinica, 1557 nucleotides. RefSeq lists its product as uncharacterized. NCBI's taxonomy places the organism in Eukaryota, Viridiplantae, Streptophyta, Magnoliopsida, Magnoliales, Magnoliaceae. The record is from RefSeq and is a predicted model, not a curated record. Bases 1 to 1557 code for a protein of 518 amino acids. The transcript is spliced from 2 exons.